AUGAGGACGACGAGCAGAAAAAAGCCAACAAUUAUUUUUGCUGCGGUCACUCUUCCAGUCGCAGAAAUCAGGACCUUCCUAAAGGGGCUGUAUGACAAGAAUCCUAAAAUUAAAGGUUUCCUUAAGGACAAGGAUUUGCUGAGAUGCAUUACGAAAGCUCAUGUAACUCUUGCACACAAGGGAAGCCACGGUGUUGCAGCUGUCGCUAAUUAUAGCGUGUACCUCAACCGAGAGGUACCAGUAGAUCUUACAUCCUUGCUCUUUUCGGAAAAAUGCGCUGCAUUAGAGGCCGGUUUAGGGUCAGUUGAUGGUGAGAAGAUAAGUUCGAAGAAUGAAUGGCCCCAUGUUACUGUAUGGACUGCACCAGGAGUACCUCCCAAAGAAGCAAACGCACUACCACAACUGGUUUCAGAGGGCAAGGCAAUGCGCAUUAGUAUAAAUCCACCUUUCACCAUUACUGGCACAUUAGACUUCUACUGA
Molecule: messenger RNA, 480 nt
Organism: Papaver somniferum (opium poppy)
Lineage: Eukaryota; Viridiplantae; Streptophyta; Magnoliopsida; Ranunculales; Papaveraceae
Product: tRNA ligase 1-like
Exons: 1
Coding region: 1-480 (159 amino acids)
Biological process (GO): tRNA splicing, via endonucleolytic cleavage and ligation
Molecular function (GO): ATP binding; RNA ligase (ATP) activity
Source: RefSeq, a predicted model, not a curated record